Anguilla anguilla (European eel) is the source of this 1178-nucleotide messenger RNA. RefSeq lists its product as uncharacterized. The coding region runs from base 97 to 792 and encodes 231 amino acids. NCBI's taxonomy places the organism in Eukaryota, Metazoa, Chordata, Actinopteri, Anguilliformes, Anguillidae. The transcript has 7 exons. The record is from RefSeq and is a predicted model, not a curated record.
CUGUCAGUGCACAACUCUCAACUUUCAUUUUCCCCUCACGCACACGCGCGAGCUGUGUUGGGUACCUGGCCUGGUCCUGUUCAGCCUGAGAACACCAUGAAGCCAACCGUAGCUGCCUGUGUUCUGCUCAUCACACUACAACUGCGACUGACAGGAUCCACUACCACACCACCACAGGAUCCAGACUCGGGAGAGGUCUGUUCCCAGCUGAAACAGCUCCAGCAGCACAAAGCAUUAACAGGAAAGUUGAAGAUCCUGCUGGAAGCUCUGUUCGAAGCCUUCUGCAAUAAGAACCUGGCCAAAACGUCCACCUCUACCACCUUAACGUCAACCACCUUAACGUCAACACCAGUACCCCCAGCUCCCCAGACUACCCCUGGCAAAAACAAAAGAGAGAAUAAGGACUUCCAGAAACCCUCAAAGUCUGCCGGCGCUCCUGAGAAUGCCUCUCCUAAUGACAGCAAGCGAAAAGAGGAGCCAGAGGCAUCUCCCAAGUCAGACAGGAAGUUCCUCUGGAUAGUCCUGGGAGUUCUGGGCGUGCUCAUGCUCGUCACCGUCCUGACUCUGAAGAGCAAGGUCCUCAUCUGUACGAGAACGUACACAAACGCAGGUACGGCACCGAGGGCCUGUUUGUGCAGGGAUCUUAAAUCACUCCCAGAACAGCCUCCUUUUAUUUACAUCGGAGUGUUUUAUCCACCUCAGACUGGGGAAAGCCAGCUUAGGUUCGGAAAUGAUACUGCAUGCAUGCGUGUGUGUGUGUGUGUGUGCCUGUAUAAUUUCUUUUUAUUAUGAACAUUAAUUUGAAUGUUUCAGUUUGGACCUGUGCUGCCUUUAUAGCACAGGAAUCCAAGUCAGUUGCAUCAGCCCGUGUGUAAUCAUUAUCGAUUUCAUGUAACAGGAAAGAAUUUCCCAGUAGAGGGCGCCCUCAUGUCAUAAACAAAGCCUCUCCACAGGUAUUUCCUGUUCCCAGAUCGUUGCUCUUCUGGGAACGCUGAUACUUUGUAGGUUUAAAGCAAGGGUGUCAAACUGAAUCCCAAGGGGGUUGUAGUGUCUGCCAAUUAAGGUCUUGCAUACAUGGUGUGUGGGUAGAUUCCUUAGCCAAUCAAUGACUUAAAUUAACCACUGGUCCUGAGAACACCCCGAAAACUCUGCUGCCCUCCAGGACUGGAGUUAAACCC